AUAAUUUUGAUGGUAAAAUGAGAGCAAUACCAGUUCGACCCUUCCAAUUCCUCAAACCCCCAUUUUCCUCUUUCCCCUGCAUUUCCUCUCUCUCUCUCUCUCUCUCUCUCUCUCUCUCUCUCCUCACCCUAAUCCCCUCACCCCGCCGGCGGUGAGAUCACCCUCCCCCACCUUCUCCGUCACUUCCCAAGCCAAAAUCCCCAAAAGGGUGGGGAAACAAAUUUAAAAAUAUGCACCCUAGAAACCAAUUUUACAAGAAAACAGAGGAAGGAAGAAGAACAAAAAACGAAGGAAUCUCUAAGGGGGUAAAGGAAGAAAGAAGAAGAAGAAACCCAUUACAAUACUCUCUAAUUCAAUUUUUGGGUCUUUCUUUUUCCUUCUCCAUUCCCCGCAUUUUGAGAGUAUAAAUACUCGUGUCCAAGUUUUUUCCUUGAAGGAGUUUCUUCAGGUCCGCUUUUGGCCAUGGCGGACAUCGUGAAGGAGAUCUUGGCACGACCAAUCCAAUUGGCCGACCAUGUCACGAAAGCAGCCGACGAGGCCCAAUCUUUCAAGCAAGAUUGCCAGGAGUUGAAAUCUAAGACAGAAAAACUCGCCACCCUCCUCCGCCAAGCUGCCCGCGCUAGCAACGACCUCUACGAACGACCCACCCGUCGUAUCAUAGAUGACACCGUACAAGUCCUCGAUAAGGCCCUAACCCUAGUCAUAAAAUGUCGCGCCACUGGCAUCAUGAAGAGGAUGUUCACAAUCAUCCCAGCCACCGCCUUCCGCAAGCUCUCUGUCCAGCUUGAGAACUCAAUAGGAGACGUCUCUUGGCUCCUUCGCGUCUCUGCAUCUGCUGAUGACCGAGAUGAUGAAUACCUCGGCCUCCCACCUAUUGCCGCCAACGAACCCAUCCUAUGCCUCAUCUGGGAACAAAUUGCAAUCCUCUACACGGGCUCCUCCGAAGAAAGAUCUGAUGCAGCCGCCUCCCUCGUCUCCCUCGCUAGAGACAAUGAUCGGUACGGCCGCCUCAUAAUCGAGGAAGGGGGAGUCCCGCCGCUGCUCAAAUUGGCAAAAGAGGGGAAAAUGGAAGGCCAAGAAAACGCUGCCAGAGCAAUAGGGUUGUUGGGCCGGGACCCGGAUAGUGUGGAACAAAUUGUGAAUGCUGGGGUUUGCAAUGUGUUCGCAAAAAUACUCAAAGAAGGUCACAUGAAGGUCCAGUCAGUUGUAGCUUGGGCCGUGUCGGAAUUAGCUGCACAUCAUCCCAAAUGCCAAGACCAUUUUGCUCAGAACAACAUAAUCCGGUUCUUGGUUAGUCACCUGGCCUUCGAAACUGUUCAAGAACAUAGUAAGUACACCAUUGUGAACAUGAACAAGCAAAACUCUAUUCAUUCAGUUCUCGUAGCUAGCAAUAGCCAGAACUCGCACGAUAGAGAAUCCGAGGAGGAUUUAAUAGUCCCAAAAAUCGCCCACCCAAUGAACAAUCAAACCCCAUCUCAAAUGCAAAAUGUGGUCACUAGCACAUUAGUUCAGAACCAACCACCAAAUAACAACAACCAAAAACCGUCAACCACAACACCAUCGUCAUCCUCUUCGAACUUAGCAGGAGCCCAUAAGAAGAGCCCUAGUCCCCAUAAGCCAAAAGGGAAGAAUCAGAAUGGCAAACAUCACCACCACCACCAACACCACCGUGUUCAAUUAUCUGGGACGAGCAUCAAGAAAAGAGAGCAAGAAGAUCCAGCCACAAAAGCCAACAUGAAAGCAAUGGCAGCUCGAGCACUAUGGCAACUAGCACGAGGCAACGUGACGAUAUGUCGUAGCAUAACAGAGUCACGAGCACUACUCUGCUUUGCCAUCUUGCUCGAGAAGGGAGCAGAGGAGGUGCAAUCAUAUUCGGCCAUGGCGUUGAUGGAGAUCACCACGGUAGCAGAGCAGCAUGCAGACUUGAGGCGAUCAGCCUUCAAGCCCACAUCACCUUCUGCUCGAGCCGUGGUGGACCAACUCCUCAAAGUGAUCGAGAUAGCAGAGUCGGACCUAUUGGUCCCAUGCAUACGAGCCAUAGGGAACCUAGCCAGGACUUUUCGUGCCACCGAGACGAGGAUGGUGGGGCCAUUGGUGAAGCUAUUGGAUGAGAGAGAGGCUGAGGUGAUGGUGGAGGCAACUGUGGCAUUGAACAAGUUCGCAUCCACAGAGAAUUUCUUGUGUGUAAACCAUUCCAAGACUAUUAUCGCCGCGGGAGGGACAAAGCAUUUGAUUCAGUUGGUUUACUUUGGGGAGCAGAUGAUUCAAAUCCCUUCCUUGAUCAUGUUGUGUUACAUUACAAUGAAUUGUCCAGAUAGCGAGGUGUUGGCGAACGAAGAGGUGCUUAUCGUGCUCGAAUGGUCAAUGAAGCAAGGGCAUUUGGUGGAGAAUGUGACAAUUCAAGGGUUAUUGCCAGAAGCAAAGAGUAGGUUGGAGUUGUAUCAAUCUAGAGGGUCAAGAGGGUUUCAUUGAUAUAUGUGUUAAUUAGCCUUUUGUGAGCUUGUUUUCACUUUACUUAGCCACCUAUGUUCAUAUAACCCAAACUUUUGUACAAGUUGGCUUUUCCUUUGGCCAAGGGAAAACGUGUACAUAUGAAGAAGAAGGAAGCAUUUUGCGGCUGAAUCUAUGAACAUAUAGCCGCAACUAUCUGUGAUCAUUCCAGCCUUAGCAGGCCGGAUUUGGUGCAUUGUAGUGAGAGGAUUUGUUUCCUUCUUUCUUUUGUUUUUUACCUAUAAUUGCUCAUUCUUCUUGCCCCUUUUGGACCUUUAUUCCAAAUUGAAUCAAUUGUGACAAACUUC
Linum trigynum is the source of this 2798-nucleotide messenger RNA. The record is from the annotation of a GenBank genome assembly. Lineage: Eukaryota; Viridiplantae; Streptophyta; Magnoliopsida; Malpighiales; Linaceae.